Schistosoma curassoni is the source of this 1840-nucleotide messenger RNA. NCBI's taxonomy places the organism in Eukaryota, Metazoa, Platyhelminthes, Trematoda, Strigeidida, Schistosomatidae. The record is from the annotation of a GenBank genome assembly.
CUUGACCACUUCCAAAUAAGCGCUUAUUUUGUAUGUGAUGGAUGAUCUGUAUCCAAGGCUCUCUACUUAUGAGUUUGACUAUACAACUGAUAUCAACAAGAAGAUGCGUAUCCCAGAAAAACUUUCAUACGACUCCGAUAAUUCAGCAACACUCAGUGAAGGUCAUGAUGUUUCUUUUCGCAAUUAUCCAGUUGCAGAUUUAAGUGCGAAACUUAAUUAUACUUACUUUACAGUUUUAGAUGCCAAACGCUCAUCAGAGUACGCCCUAGGAUAUAGUCCUGAUCUACUGAAAAACAGUGACAUUCGCUCGAAAUUAGUUUGCAGUGCUCAAGCUCAAGCUUCUUCUCAGUCGUCAGAUGGUUCAGCUAAGGCUAAAGCUUCUGCUGGAGUAUUCUGUGAAACUUCUAGUCAUCGAGCACAAGAACGCCUUCGUGUAUCAAGAUCUUCCUCCACUGACUUGAAAAACGGAUAUCCCAUUUGGAAUUUCAACAAGCUCUCAUGAAAGGGGGAUUAACAGUGUAUAUAUUAUAUCGCAUCAUAAGAUGGAUUAUAAAAAAUUCGUGAUAAACUUGUUAUAAUGAUCAUCAUCCCAAUGUAUUUUCAAACAAUCAUAUUUUCUUAAUAAGUCUAAUGUAAAGUUGAUGAUUACCUUCCUAUCUGUUUUUAAUUCAAACUGUCUAGAUUACAUACAGUGCCGUCGCAUCUGCCAGCACAGUAGUGAAUCAUUGUAGGAUUUUCUUUCAGUUGUCUUCUUGAUUUUAAAGAGAAAAAUCCACUAUCUUCCACAAAUAUUCUAUACAUACAUCAUCAGAGUGCAUUUAAUGUGUAUCACUCAUUUUAAAAUAUAUAAGUAUUAUUCCUGUUUUUAAAACUUUUGAUAUGUAGUUUAAUUUCUGUUCUGUUUUUUUUAUCAUCCAUUUUCGACAGACAGUAUUGUUUUGUUCGGUAUUCUUCAUCAUAUAAACUUCAUGCCAAGCUCCUGUAUUAAUCAAAGGUUUUAAACUAUUGAUAGACACAAAAAUAGAUACUUCACUUAAUAAUAGUAUUAAAGAACUAUAUAUAUUGCCAGCUAAUCGGUCCUGUUUUUGAUCUGUCGAUAGACUUGUUAUAAAUUAAUUGUCAUACAACUCAGCUCAAUGACUAAUUACAAAUGUAUGCACUAGUUUUUAGGUCAAACCUCUUUGUUUGAUAGCUAGUGAUACUGCUCGACUGCUCAAUCAGGGGCAGAUGAAGUAAGGUUUUGAAUCAGUGAUGACUGUAUGGUUGAGAAUUAUAUAUCUUUCAACACUAAAUCACAGCUAACUUAUCAGUUAUACCAUUGAGUUUUAGACUUUAAGUGACAUCAGCAUUUUCCUCAUUAUGAACUACUCUCGAAUUCUGAUUUAAGUAUCCGUAUAUGCAUUUGUAUUUCUUUCUUGCCUAUGAAUACUUUUUUAGUUUUUCCAAAAUAAAGGAAAAUAUAUGUACUUAUGCAUAGUCUGAACUAUUAGGAAAUGUUUCCAUAGAUCUGGUUUCAGCCAGUCUAAAAAUGCCUUGCAUUUGUUCAUAUUGUGGCUGUAGUAUUUAUAUUGUCUAUCUCACUCUCUUUCAUCCUGAUGACUACUUCAUUGUAAUAUCAAUAAAUUGCUUCCCAAUCAUAGUUACCAUCUUCAACGAUUUUACUGGUAUAGUAUCACAAUAAUAGAUUUAAUUAGUAUAUCCUAUUGCUGUAUAUAAUUCCAUCAUUUGUAAUGAGAUCUCUUAAUACUAUGAACUUGGUUCUCCAUAUUUGGUUUCAAAACACUAGUUUUAAAUAGAUAUAUAUUUUUUGCUCUUCACUAAAAUCUUUGAAUUAUUUGAA